Messenger RNA from Elgaria multicarinata webbii, 3102 nucleotides. RefSeq names its product ANKH inorganic pyrophosphate transport regulator (gene ANKH). Bases 693 to 2174 code for a protein of 493 amino acids. Gene Ontology annotation, cellular component: plasma membrane. NCBI's taxonomy places the organism in Eukaryota, Metazoa, Chordata, Lepidosauria, Squamata, Anguidae. Gene Ontology annotation, biological process: phosphate ion transmembrane transport. The transcript is spliced from 12 exons. The record is from RefSeq and is a predicted model, not a curated record. Gene Ontology annotation, molecular function: phosphate transmembrane transporter activity.
CAGCAAACUCCGCAACCCCGCACCCACCCCUCCUUCUCUCUCUGCCCCCACAUCCUCGGGAAAGAAGAGGCGGAGGAAGAAGAGGUGGAGAGACAGCCGGGCAGAUCCUGUCUGAUCUCCAUGCCGGUGAUGUGUGGUUUGUUUUUGUUUUUAUCCCCCCCCUCCCCCCGCCAUCAUCUUCCUGUUGCCGGCUAGCCUGAGCUAAGCCAAGCCAAGGCGCCCGCAGAGCGAGUCUGUGGGGUGUUGUGUAUUUUUUUUUCUCUUGGGUUGCCCUCGGGCUUCUGAUAAUGGAAAAAGCGCCCAUAGAAAUUUCUGGCGGCGGCGGUGAUGGUGGUGGUGCCGGCGUCCCUCCUCUUUUUUUUUCCACCAGCAGCAGAUCAGUAUUGUGUGGGAGGAGGGCAGGAGCAGCGGCGGCGGCAGGGAUGGACUUGGUCUUUUGGAUUUCUUGCUAAAGGGAGCAGCACAAACACCAAACGCACCAGACCAGAAAGGAGACAGACACGAGAGGAGCCGCUGCUACUUGCUGCCUUUGCCUCUGCCUGAUGCAUCGCCUCCUCUCCCAGCAGAGCCAGAAGACCCGUGCAUAAAAAGGAGGCUUCGCUUCCCUUUCCUGCCUUCGUCUCCUCCUCCCCCACACCUUGCAGCCUCCCUGCUGCAGCAGAUGUGUUUGGGGUCACCGCACAGCUGGGACUAUGGUGAAAUUUCCGGCGCUCACUAACUACUGGCCCCUGAUCCGCUUCUUGGUCCCUCUGGGCAUCACCAAUAUAGCCAUCGACUUCGGGGAACAGGCUUUGAACAGAGGUAUCGCAGCUGUUAAGGAAGAUGCCGUAGAAAUGCUAGCCAGCUAUGGAUUGGCAUACUCGCUUAUGAAGUUUUUCACAGGUCCAAUGAGUGACUUCAAGAAUGUGGGGCUGGUGUUUGUUAACAGUAAGAGGGACAGAACCAAAGCAGUUUUGUGCAUGGUUGUGGCUGGUGGUGUGGCUGCUGUAUUUCACACCUUGAUAGCGUACAGUGAUUUGGGUUACUACAUUAUUAACAAGUUGCAUCACGUGGACGACUCAGUGGGAAGUAAAACGCGCAAGGCCUUCCUUUAUCUUGCAGCCUUCCCUUUUAUGGAUGCCAUGGCUUGGACCCAUGCGGGCAUUCUUUUGAAACACAAAUACAGUUUUCUGGUGGGAUGUGCCUCCAUCUCAGAUGUCAUUGCUCAGGUUGUUUUUGUAGCCAUUUUACUGCACAGUCACUUGGAAUGCAGAGAGCCUCUUCUCAUCCCCAUACUGUCUUUGUACAUGGGAGCACUUGUCCGAUGUACCACCUUAUGUCUGGGUUACUACAGAAACAUACAUGACAUUAUUCCUGACAGUAGUGGACCAGAGAUGGGGGGAGAUGCUACAAUAAAAAAGAUGCUUGGCUUCUGGUGGCCUUUGGCAUUAAUUCUGGCCACUCAAAGAAUCAGCCGGCCUAUCGUCAACCUCUUUGUAUCCCGGGAUCUGGGUGGCAGUUCAGCAGCUACAGAGGCGGUGGCAAUUUUGACGGCUACAUAUCCAGUGGGGCACAUGCCAUAUGGCUGGUUGACAGAGAUUCGAGCUGUUUAUCCUGCUUUUGACAAGAAUAAUCCCAGCAAUAAAAUGGUGAACACAAGCAGCACUGUAUCAGCAACGCAUAUCAAAAAGUUCACUUUUGUCUGCAUGGCCCUAUCGUUAACGCUCUGCUUUGUGAUGUUUUGGACUCCUAACGUGUCAGAGAAGAUUUUAAUAGACAUAAUUGGAGUCGAUUUUGCCUUUGCAGAGCUCUGUGUCAUUCCUCUGCGUAUCUUCUCCUUUUUCCCAGUUCCAGUCACAGUCAGAGCACACCUGACAGGAUGGUUGAUGACACUGAAAAAGACUUUUGUGCUGGCCCCUAGCUCAGUACUGCGGAUCAUUGUUCUCAUCACCAGUCUGAUUGUGCUGCCUUACAUGGGGGUUCAUGGAGCCACCCUUGGAGUAGGAUCACUUCUGGCUGGCUUUGUAGGAGAAUCUACUAUGGUUGCAAUAGCAGCUUGUUACGUCUAUCAGAAACAGAAAAAGAAGAGGAAUGACAGUGAGACUGCAGCAGAAGGCGAAGACUCCGCCAUGACUGACAUGCCUCAAACAGAGGAAAUGACGGACAUCGUAGAAAUGAGAGAAGAAAAUGAAUAACAAUUGGGAGGUGACUUUUCUGCAGGGACAACUGGAAGCAUAAUUCUUCUCUCAUACUUUACUGUUUAUUUUUUAAUAAAGAGGCCUUGAUUCCAAAGGUUUCAGAUAACGAAUUCCCUAGCAUACCAAGUAUGCUGGCAUGAAUGAGAGACUUAAAGGAACAGUCUCUGCUUCCCGCCCCCCUUUCAACUGAAUUUCUUCUCUCACUUCAAACUCAAAAGAUGUGGCUGCUGCACACUUGAGAGAGCCUCCCGUCUUUGGACAGUCUCCAUUUGUCAACACAAAGUCACCCUGUUUUUUUCGUGGGUUCUGCUGCCGUCCUUUCACCUUCUCCAGUGCUUCUCCGCGCCCACCCUGAUACACUCACUUCCUUUUUUUAUUAAUGAAAGAUUAAAAAUGCAAAAUUUGAAAAAUUACAACAUCAGCUUUAUUUUACUUGCUUGGAGAUGACUUUGCUCUAUUGAUGUGUAUCAUGGGGGGUUCUUGAGUUUGGCUUUCUCAUCAUUAAAUGUAAUAUAUUGUAUACAAAGCAGAAUACCGAGACAGGAAUCAAGAAAGAAUAAAUGGCAGGUGGAAUAUAUUAAAUAGACAGUGAUAAAUACAGUACAAGACUUCUGUUUAGAUUGAUUAUGUCACUUAAGGUACAAAGUAGUCUUCUUUCUAUUUUCUGGUUAAUCAACUGUGAACUGUUAUCUCUACUACACUAACCUUAUAACUAUUUUCUAAAACAAUUGUGGACAUUUAAAUCAGAAGCUUUAUAUAGAAUAUUAGUGUCCAGUCUAAAACCCUUUCUUUGAGAGGCUUUUGUUCCCGUGCUCAGUGCUGUGCAGGAUACUGUGGUUGAGGUGUGGUACAACCAGCUGUUUUUUGAAAGCAAGAUGACAAAAACAAAAAUUACCAAUACUUAAACCAAAGUUCUAAUCCAUUU